AUGAGGGCUUCGCCCCAAAGACCCGGGCCUGGUGGGUCAAGAGUUCUCAAGAAGCGGUCUUCGAUUCCACGUCUAGGCGACCGCUUGCCCACUGUCUUCACUCAUGAUGUAUCAUUUGCCAACAGCACUGCACAUAAUGAAGCCAAAAUAUUUGGCACGCUUACGAGUAGUAAUCUCGACCGACUCGCCAAGGUCUCACAUUCUAAUAGCGACUUGGUCUUGGCUGACACACUUUCGAUUCAUUCCGAUGAGGACAUCGUUUUAAUCGGCACUCCUAGCCGGUCGAUGAAGUCCAAUUCCUCUUCACACCACUCUUCUCGAACUAGUACUCCACGGGGCGACGAGACACCACCAACCACACUAACUGGUGAUGAUUCGUAUUGCUCUUCGGAUGAUGAGAUCACGCUUAACCUACCUACUCCAGUUAUUGACCAGACUCUCUUCGGCUCUACCCUAUCUGCCAUUCAUGGACUUGAUGAUAACGAAGUUUUGGACGCGCCCACUUCGAAAAUCCAAGAGCCUUCGCAUUUUACAAUACCAUUUUCAGAACCCGCUGAUGUUCUCUCUCACGUCCCCCAUCGCCCUACCAACAAACUACCAAACCCACUUGAACCGACGCCAUUCCGCACUACCGCGAGUACUGUUUCAAACGGGGGAGUUGUCCCUGACGCUGAAUCACUUCAUGGCAUUGUGAGAGGCUUUCUGGCUGCGGGUCCGAGCGCGAAGAAUAUCUCUCUUCCCAUUAUGGACCCUGGCGCCCCUGUUACGACCAUACCAGUGACACCAGAUAGAGCAAAACCAUUCUGGGAGCCCCAGCGCAUCUUUCAAUUCUACAUCAAAGGCGCAAUCACGCCUGAAAGGGCCAAGGAAACCGCCAAGCGCUAUGGUUAUCCCUACGUCAUCACCGUCAUUGAGAACGUUGAGCACCUGAAGCAGACAAAUCCGUCUCUUCAUAUCUCCGACAUCGUUUCCAAGGCUUCCAGAGAGAGAAGUCACGAAGAUCUCGUCCAACACAAGCUGGUGUCAUCUGUAACACGGCAACAGAAUUGGAGUAAUAUUGAACAGCAGAGGUUUAUGCUCAAGUUGGCUAAGUGUUGCGCUAAAGAUAACACAACUGACACUCCGAAACCUUUGCACAUUUUUGUAGACAUGUCUAACAUCCAUAUUGGGUUUUGCAAUUCUUGGAAAAUCUCCCAGAAUAUCCCAGUUGAUCAGCGUAUCCGUGCCCCAACUUUCAAUUUCAAGGUCUUAGCUUUUAUAAUCGAGCGUAAUCGAGCGGUUAAGAAAAAAUUCCUCGCAAGCUCCGUCGCCAGCCAUGUGAUUAGCCGGGCACAGUGGCCUCAGCAUUUUAUUGAUGCAGAGGGGCAAGGAUAUAAGACAAGUAUACUCAACCGUGUACAAAAGGUCUCGCCCGUCAAGGUUGGGCGAAGACACAAGGCAUCUCAGCAAGUGCCUGGCACUGUUCAUUUCGCCAGUACGGUCACCAGUGGUGAAGAGUCAGGCGAGGAUGUGGCCAGGAUCGGCUAUGAAACCAGAAAUGGUGAACAGGGAGUCGACGAGAUCUUGCAUUUAAACAUGAUGAACAGCAUAAUAGACGAUAUCCACGAACCCGGCAAUAUGGUACUCGCAACAGGAGAUGCUGCACAGGCAGAGUUCUCUGAAGGCUUCCUGAAGUACGCCACUCGUGCCCUUUCUCAAGGCUGGAAUUUGGAGCUGGUUACUUGGAAAAGAACCAUCUCUUCAGCCUGGGUAGAUCCUGCAUUCAUGAACGAGUUCGAAGGGCGCUUCCGUAUUAUUUACCUAGACGACUUUCUCGAGGAGCUUAAUGCGGAUCUCUGUCCUUCAUUGGCGCAGCGUUUGGACCAUGUUGACGUCAUUGAAUCUAUAACUUGA
This is a messenger RNA of Xylaria bambusicola, 1893 nucleotides long. RefSeq lists its product as uncharacterized. Gene Ontology annotation, biological process: protein import into nucleus. The record is from RefSeq and is a predicted model, not a curated record. Gene Ontology annotation, molecular function: small GTPase binding; guanyl-nucleotide exchange factor activity. Gene Ontology annotation, cellular component: nucleus. Lineage: Eukaryota; Fungi; Ascomycota; Sordariomycetes; Xylariales; Xylariaceae. The transcript is spliced from 2 exons. The coding region runs from base 1 to 1893 and encodes 630 amino acids.